AGACAGAUAUAAUUACAGAAUAUAAAGAUCACACCCAAAUUAUAAAAUAGGAUAUAUAUAUAUAUAUAAGAAGAUCAUUAAAUCAAAGUGGGCAUCAAAACAAUAUUGUUCAUGUGUUUUUGUGUUUUUUGCUUUCUCUUUUUGUGAUAAUAAAUAAUAAUAAUAAGAAGAAGAAUGUGUGAUGUGAUGAGGCGAUGUGGGUUGCAAGGAAUAGGAAGUUGGAUUAACAAAAAAGUUGUUGAUCCUUUUGUUGAUAUCCUUACCAGGGGAGCAGAGCCUAAGCAGUUGGCAUUCUCUACAGCUCUUGGCAUUACUUUAGGAGUGUUCCCAAUUGUUGGUGUGACUUUUUUCCUUUGUGCACUGGCUAUAGCAAUACUUGGGAACUCUAUCAAUGCCCCAACUGUCAUGCUAGCGAAUUUUGUUGCUACUCCAAUAGAGCUGAGUUUGAUGAUAGUGUUCUUACGCUUCGGUGAGUUUCUUACCGGUGGAGACCAUUUUCCUUUAAGCGCUGAUGCUUUAAAGAAGAUGUUGACUGGCAAAGGUUCAAUAGAGAUCUUGCUAAGCAUUGCUCGUGCGUUAUUGGGAUGGUUGGUUAUGGCCCCUUUUAUCUUCGGCAUACUAUACAUUAUACUUGUACCGUGUUUCACCAUGUUGGUUCGCAAGUUCAAUCCAACAGUUUCGAGCCCAAGAUGGGAUGAUGCACCGUCUUACACUGAAGUGAUGCUUAAGGUAAGAGAUGUUUGAUGUAUAAUGUAUAAACAAAUAAACCUAAAUACUAUGUUUUUUCAUUUCUUCCUUUACAUGUAUAUUUGCCUCUUUAUUUGUUUGCUAAAGUGCAGCUCUGCAAUCUUUCUAGAGUUGUAGUUUUAUGCUAAUUAAUUUCAAAACAGAGUAGAAAAGUACACCCCAAGAAUAGUAAUACUAAGUUCGCGUGAUGAACAAAUGGAAACCCGUGUUAAGUCA
This is a messenger RNA of Erigeron canadensis, 963 nucleotides long. RefSeq lists its product as uncharacterized. The transcript has 5 exons. The record is from RefSeq and is a predicted model, not a curated record. Bases 175 to 744 code for a protein of 189 amino acids. NCBI's taxonomy places the organism in Eukaryota, Viridiplantae, Streptophyta, Magnoliopsida, Asterales, Asteraceae. Gene Ontology annotation, cellular component: intracellular membrane-bounded organelle.